AAAUAAAUCCCUCCCCGAAACGCCCACUCCGAUCCCUCACGCGCGGUAUCCGUUACAAAGGCCGCGAAACAAGCCCUGCCAUUAUCUCACGGUAUCAUCCGCGUAUUAACACAUGGGCGUUAAUCGGCGCCGUUUGGGUAAAGGCAUCCGCGGAUUCAAUCGGAGGCAGCAGUAACCUGCCGCUGCUGGAGUUACAGUUUAACACUGUGUGGAGCUGGAGGAACACGGCAGGCCAGGCAGCAUCGGUGCAGCAGGAAAGUCGACGUUUCGGGUCGGGAUUCACCAGCGCCGGUCCCUCAGUCUGGGAAGGGGAGUGAUAUUGUGACCACCACCACCAACAGCAGUAGAUUCGCCAUCGUCCGUUGUCUUUUCGGCGAUGGGGAAAACCUACUUCUGCGAUUAUUGCAGCAGAUCGUUUCAAGACAAUCUCCACAACAGAAAGAAACACUUACAAGGAGUUCAGCACCAGAGAGCCAAGAAAUUCUGGUUCGAUUGUUUCCGAGAUAGUGCCACAAUACUGGCAGAAGAACUUGCCAAAAAGCCUUGCAGAAAGUUUCUACAAUCAGGUCAGUGUGAUUUUGGUGUAAAUUGCAAAUUCUCUCAUAUGACCGAUGACGAUGUUCAGAAGCUGAGACAAAGUGUGGAAGAAGAGAACAAAGUAGAACAUGGUAACAGACCUGCACCCGAUAUUAAUGAAUGGUUGUCAAAAAGAGCAAAAAGGAAAGAAAGCCAUUCAAACAUGAGUGGUUCUGAAAUGGAAAAAGAGGUUGAUGAUGAACCUGUUGUUUACUGGCUACCUCCAGGAUAUCAAGCAGUUCAUGAGUUACCUCCAUCUCUACAUCCUCCACCUCCUGGAGGUUGGAAGACUGCAGUAAAUGUUGAAUGGGGUUAACAUAUGAGACUUUUUCUAUGGGGAAAUAAAAGAGAAAGUUGUACUUAGACUGGAAUUCAAUUAACUGGGGAGCCACUUUGUCGAAUGAUGCACUUUUGAAAAUUAUGAAAGCUUCUCAAGUAGGACUGUUUCCACAUGAAAGCUAUGCAUGGAGCACAGCACCCAAUCAACCUGGUGUCUUUGCAACCAUUGCUGUGCAAUUUGACUAAUUGUUGUGAAUUUGCAGUAUUUGUCAACCAUCUUAACAAAUGUAAAACAUUAAGGGCAGCAGUAAUUUAGUGUAAUAUUGAUGGAAAUUGUUUCAAACUAAGCAGACCCCUUUUCUAACAAAAUGCUGGUGCUUUUAUUAUUGAACAAGUCUGGCUGAUGUUUGAAUUAGUAAGCCGUGCCCUUUGCAAACACUGUAGUUAAUAGAUGUGAUCAAGAUCUUUAGGUGUAUAAACAUCACAGUUCUUGACAUUCUUCAUGCUUGUAUAGCAUCUCAAGCAUAAGCUUAAAUCCACAGAUAAGGAAUUCAGUGAUUUUAUAAAUUGUUACAAAUUUUAGAGAAAUAUAGCUAUCAUAAGAAUGUCGAAUAUAAAUGUACUUCCAGAUUUGCUUUCUUCCUCAUAGUAAAUGUGAAACCUUUGGUGAUAUAUAUGGUAAUGAGAGAAAUGAAGUAUGUUUGUGUGUUUUUUUGUUCUAACAAACAUCUUAUUUUUGACUAGAAUGUUUUGUGACAUCAAGCUCAUGUUCAUAACUGUCACUUAAAAAGUGCUGAUUUUUUUCACUUUCUUGUGAAGGAGAUUUACUCAUUGGAGUUGGAUGUUAUACAUGCUUUUAAAACAACAUGGCAAAUGACGUAUAUGCUUUCUAGUCCAGGAAGUACACUGCUGUAUGUCAUGGACGGCUCUCUGAUGAAGGGUCUAGGCCCGAAAUGUCAGCUUUUGUCCUCCUGAGAAGCUGCUUGGCCUGCUGUGUUCAUCCAGCUUCACACUUGGUUAUCUUGGAUUCUCCAGCAUCUGCAGUUCCCAUUAUCUCUGAUCACACUUUCUGUAUCAGUUUGCUUUAUAGUGCCUUAGGCUCAUUUUCAUUCUUUGACUAUUUUUUCCCAGUCUUGCCUUCUCAAAGUUGCAGGUAAGUAAAUGGUGGAUAGUAUGGUGUACAUAAUGUUUUGUACAAAGAUUUGAAUAGCAGAGCUUUACUAUAAUCUGCAGACCACAGCGGCAUCACCCAGUCCCUUAAGCACUCUUCAGCAAUGUGAUUCACGGAGGUGUAACCAGAACAAAAAUACAUGCUGUUUCUUUAACAGAUUUCUAGUUUCAACAUUUCGUUACAGCAGCUUUACAUUUCAAAGCUUGAUUUAGAGCUGAUGAUUUUUGCACUUGGCAGCCUUUAUAGAUCCUCUUUUGAACUCUUUAACUGUGUAUAUUAUAAAACAGUUGUGGCAAUUUUCAAAUUUUAUCAUGUAUACCAGAUUUAACUUGACUGAAUUAAUAGCAUGCUUGUCUCUGGGUAAGAAGGUUUUAAGUUUAAACUCAUUGAGUCAUCAUUUCAGCCAGGUAUUGAGGUAGUACUGCACUGUCAAAAGUAUCAUCUUUUGGGAUGAAACAUACUGAGCCCUGGUCUGCCAUUAGAACGUAAAAGAUCUCAUUCCACGUUGGAAGAACAAGUUAGUUAAUCCUGGUGACCAGACUAUGUUUAUUCUGCAGUCUAUAUCACAUUGCUGUUUGUGGAAGUUGGAAAAUUGUUUCGAACAUCUUGAGGUCAUAAUAGCUGAGCUUUAAAUGCAAUUCUUCUAUUUCUUAGUACCAAGUCUGCAAACUGUGGUGCGAUGUCAGAAGAGCAUUAUUUGAUGUUACUUGUCAUUUUUGUAUGUGUACCCUUUGUAAUUAUUGUUCAGAUGAAAGCAAAAUGCUGUGGAUGUUCAUUGUUUUCACUCCACUCACUUCUUACCUGCUAAGUGUUUCCAAUAUUUUCUGACCAUACUGUUCAGAUCUUUUAUUCACCCCUUCUGCUGCUCAAUACUGUUGCAUCUAGUAUGGGACAACAUCUCAAUAUUUUGUAGAGGAAUAUGUUCAAGCACUGGUGAAACUUGUCUGUUAUUUGUCACUUGUCACAGUUGAUCCCUUGAAUGUACUUAUUAUUUAAUGA
Molecule: messenger RNA, 3025 nt
Organism: Stegostoma tigrinum
Lineage: Eukaryota; Metazoa; Chordata; Chondrichthyes; Orectolobiformes; Stegostomatidae
Gene: zmat5
Product: zinc finger, matrin-type 5
Exons: 5
Coding region: 377-892 (171 amino acids)
Cellular component (GO): U12-type spliceosomal complex
Molecular function (GO): zinc ion binding
Source: RefSeq, a predicted model, not a curated record